UUAUUCAGGGAAAGUUUUACGGCGUCGCUUUGCUUAAAACACUGAGUCUUGAGAAAUGUACAGUCCCUUUGAGUCUGUCAGCCAUUUCUCGACGUCGAAAAAACCCUAGCGAAGCUGAAACAACAAUUAGACUGAAAGAAGAAGAAGAAGAAGAAGCGAUCCGAUCAGAAUGGCAAUGGCUGCAUUGAGACGUGAAGGAAGUCGUUUUGCCGUCAAUCCCAACAUCCUCCGCUCUUCUAUCCUUCCUUCAGAGGAACCAGUUUCAUCAGGCGUUCGGUAUAUUUCAACUCAAAUUGUCAGAAAUCGGAUGAAGAGUGUCAAAAAUAUCCAGAAGAUUACAAAGGCUAUGAAGAUGGUUGCUGCUUCAAAGCUUAGAGCUAUUCAAACUAGAGCUGAAAAUUCACGCGGACUAUGGCAGCCAUUUACUGCACUUCUUGGCGACACUCCCAGUGUUGAUGUGAAAAGGAAUGUUAUCAUUACCGUCUCUUCGGACAAAGGUCUUUGCGGUGGAAUUAAUUCUACAUCUGUCAAGAUUAGCAGGGCUCUUCAUAAGCUAAAUUCUGGUCCUGAAAAGGAAAAUAAAUAUGUUGUCUUGGGGGAAAAGGCCAAGGCUCAGUUGCUGCGAGAUUCAAAGGAGGACAUUGAGCUGAUCAUGACUGAGUUGCAGAAAAAUCCUCUUAACUACACGCAGGUUUCUGUCAUUGCAGAUGACAUCUUGAAGAAUGUGGAAUUUGAUGCAUUGAGGAUCAUUUAUAACAAGUUCCAGUCAGUAGUCGCAUUUUUGCCAACAGUGUCUACUGUUCUUUCACCAGAGGUUGUGGAGAGAGAGGCUGAAUCCAGUGGAAAGCUUGGGGACCUCGACUCUUAUGAGGUUGAAGGCGCUGAGACGAAGGCUGAAGUUCUUCAGAAUCUUACUGAGUUCCAGUUUUCAUGUGUUUUGUUCAACGCAGUGCUGGAGAAUGCUACAAGCGAGCAAGGAGCAAGAAUGUCUGCCAUGGAUAGCUCCAGUAGAAAUGCUGGUGAUAUGCUUGAUCGUCUGACUCUCACUUACAACAGAACCCGUCAAGCAUCGAUCACUACAGAACUAAUAGAGAUCAUAUCAGGAGCAUCAGCACUGGAGGGUUAGUUGGAUGGCCUCUUUUUUUUCCUUGAUGGUGACGAAAUAAAAAGGAUAAAAUGUUUAGGCUUCUUUUACACCAUGUGGUGACAACCUUUUUUUGUUUAUUUGAUUCGUUAAUAAUAUCCUGCUUAACUUUGUUUCUGGGUGGAAAUCAUCAGACAAGCCAUUUUUAUAUGUUUCCUUCUGUUCAUAUCAGGAAUUUAUGCUGUGGAAGUUAUUUUGACAA
Lycium ferocissimum is the source of this 1346-nucleotide messenger RNA. RefSeq names its product ATP synthase subunit gamma, mitochondrial. Gene Ontology annotation, molecular function: proton-transporting ATP synthase activity, rotational mechanism. The transcript is spliced from 9 exons. Gene Ontology annotation, biological process: proton motive force-driven ATP synthesis. The record is from RefSeq and is a predicted model, not a curated record. The coding region runs from base 170 to 1126 and encodes 318 amino acids. Lineage: Eukaryota; Viridiplantae; Streptophyta; Magnoliopsida; Solanales; Solanaceae.